AAACUGCUGUUACACAAAAGACACAUUGAUAUAUGGCAAAAUGGAUGAGAUAUCAUGUCAGCAGAAAAAAUUAACUACUCUACAGGAACAGCUUCAUGUGAUGGAGACAAAGCUCACAGUAACUGGUGAUCCUGAGGAGCAGAAUAUACAGUCUCUCAGGAUCGUGCUGAUUGGGAAGACUGGCAAUGGAAAGAGCUCUUCAGGAAACACCAUACUAGGAAGAAAAGAAUUUAAAGCUGCAUCAAGUCACACAUCAGUCACACAGUGUUGUCAAAAAGCACAUGGUGAAGUGGACGGUCGUCCUGUUGCUGUGGUCGACACUCCUGGACUGUUUGACACAACUCUGUCAAAAGAAGAAGUUCAGGAGGAGAUGGUGAAAUGCAUCAGUCUUCUGGCUCCAGGACCACAUGUCUUCCUGUUGGUGUUACAGAUUGGUCGACUCACAGACGAGGAGAAAGAGACUUUAAGGCUCAUCAAGGAAGUCUUUGGCAAGAAUUCAGAAAUGUUCACUAUUGUUCUUUUUACAAGAGGAGAUGCACUGCAAAAUGAUGAAACGUCCAUUGAAGAGUACAUUGAAAAGGGAUCUAAUGCUUCCUUUAGAAAACUUAUUUCUGACUGUGGAGAAAGAUACCAUGUGUUUAAUAACUAUGAUAAGCAAAAUCAAAAACAAGUCAGUGAGCUGAUAACAAAGAUUGACGCCAUGGUGAAGGACAACAGAGACAGCUACUUCACCAAUGAGAUGCUGCAAGAGGCUGAAGCUGCAAUACAGAAAGAAAUGAAGAGAAUCCUGAAAGAGAAGGAAGAAGAGAUGAAGAAACAGAAGGAGGAGCUUGAAAAAACAUAUGAGGAGAAAAUUCAGUCUAUGAAAAAAAGAAUGGAAGAACAGAGAGCAGAAAUUGAACAAGAGAGAGAACUCAGGGUCAGACAGCUUAAAGAAAAGGAGGAAAACAUACGAAAGGAGCGAAAGCAGAGGAAGAGAGAACAAGAAAUUAGAAAUGAUGAAGAAAAGAAAAGAAAAAUGCAGGAAGAACGUCAACAACAGGAGUGGGAAAAAGAACGAGAAGCUCUGGAGAAAAAGAUCAAGUCAGAAUCAGAGGAAAAGGAAACAAUUGACAGAAAACUGGAACAGAGUAGAAAAGAGAUGGAAGAAAAACGAGAGGCCUGGGAGAAGGAAAAAAACAAAUGGUGGGAAAAGCGACACCAAGAAGACGACAAGAGACGUCAGGAGGAGCGAGAAAAACUAAAAAAGCUCCAGGAAGAGUAUGAAGAGGAAAAAAGAAAAUAUGACCAUCAACGAAAGGAAGAAGACCGAAAGAGAAGUGCACAAGAAGAGAAGGAACGAAAAGAACUGGAGGAUAACUAUAAGCAAAAAAUGGAAGACAUGAAAAAGAGUUAUGAGGAGGAGGCAAGAAAACAAGCUGAAGAGUUCAAUGAGUUCAAAGAAAAAUACACCAAAGACCUUCAAGCUCUGAUGUUAAAACAUGCGACAGAACUGAAGGAUUUAAUGCAACAGCAUGAAACAGAGGUACAACAGAAAGAAACAGAAAUGCAGCAGAAAGAGAAAGAACACAGCGAACAGUACAGGGCCUUAGAAGAACUGUCAAAACGCAAAGAAACCACACUCUCAGAGAUGAUUUGGAGAAAAAAGAUGAAGAACUAAAAGGAGAAAAGGAUGA
Molecule: messenger RNA, 1676 nt
Organism: Pundamilia nyererei
Lineage: Eukaryota; Metazoa; Chordata; Actinopteri; Cichliformes; Cichlidae
Product: GTPase IMAP family member 4-like
Exons: 2
Coding region: 41-1660 (539 amino acids)
Molecular function (GO): GTP binding
Source: RefSeq, a predicted model, not a curated record